Messenger RNA from Drosophila erecta, 1622 nucleotides. RefSeq names its product UDP-glucuronosyltransferase 1-8 (gene Ugt302E1). The coding region runs from base 28 to 1596 and encodes 522 amino acids. The transcript is spliced from 2 exons. NCBI's taxonomy places the organism in Eukaryota, Metazoa, Arthropoda, Insecta, Diptera, Drosophilidae. The record is from RefSeq and is a predicted model, not a curated record. Gene Ontology annotation, molecular function: UDP-glycosyltransferase activity.
CUUUUAACAUUUAAAGACGCUGCCGCAAUGCGUUGGCUUCUAAAUUCGUGGCUGUUGCUACUGUCAGCCCUUUUGGGCCAAUCAUGGGGCUAUUCCUACCUGAUGAUCAGCCCCACUUCAUCGAAAUCGCACUACGCCGUCGGCUUUGCAUUGGCCAAAAGAUUAGCUGCCGCCGGUCAUGAAGUCACUUUGAUAUCACCAUUUCCCCAAAAGAAGCCCAUUAAGAACAUCAUUGAUGUGGACACGCCGAAUAUUAUCACCGUGAUGGGGGUUUACAAAGCGCGAAUUCUGCAGAAUGCCAAGAAGCCGGUUAUACUGCGAUAUCCAAUAAUAAGCUUAAUGGGCUUGGAUUUAACAGAAGCCCUUUUAAAGGAGCCGAGUGUACAGGAAUUAUUAAAACAAAAUCGCACCUUCGAUGGAGUUAUCUGCGAAACCUUCAUGAACGACGCCCAUUACGGUUUUGCAGAACAUUUCGGAGCUCCAUUGAUCGCCCUGAGCAGCUUGGGCGCCACUGGUUGGACCUCUGAUCUGGUGGGCACACCAUCACCACCAUCCUAUGUCCCGCACUGCUUACUGCGGUUCGGUGAUCGCAUGAAUUUCUGGGAACGUGCUCAGAAUUUGGGUUUCCAGAUAUACGAAUUCAUCUACGAGAAUUUGAUCAAUCUGCCAAGACAUGAAGCGCUGUACAGAAAGUACUUCCCCAAUAACAAAAAGGACUUUUAUGAAAUGCGCAAGGAUACGUCAUUGGUGCUGCUGAACAAUCAUGUAUCGAUCAGCAAUCCAAGGCCCUAUUCUCCGAACAUGAUCGAAGUGGGCGGAAUGCAUGUGAAUCGAAAGGCUCCAAAGCCACUGCCCCAGAAUAUUCGCAAAUUCAUCGAGGAAGCCGAGCAUGGGGUUAUCUAUUUUUCAUUGGGCUCCAAUCUAAACAGCAAAGACUUACCGAAGAAAAAGCGAAAGGCCAUUGUGGAUACGCUAAGGAGUCUCAAGUACCGAGUUAUUUGGAAGUACGAGGCGGAAACCUUUGCUGACAAGCCGGAAAAUGUACUCAUAUCUAAGUGGUUGCCGCAGGACGAUAUCCUGGCACACGAAAAAGUGAUUGCCUUCAUAACCCAUGGAGGACUUUUGAGCACAAUGGAAUCGAUUUACCAUGGAAAGCCCGUCGUGGGUAUUCCCUUCUUUGGCGAUCAGUUCAUGAAUAUGGCCAGAGCCGAGCAAAUGGGCUAUGGCAUCACCGUGAAGUAUGCCGAACUAACGGCCUCGAAGUUACGAUCUGCCAUCGACAGGAUUACUGGUGAUCCUGUCUACACGGAAAGGGUGAAGGCGAUAUCCAAUCAAUAUCGCGAUCAAAAGGAGACGCCACUGGAGCGCGCGGUUUACUGGGUGGAGCAUGUGACUCGGCAGAAAGGAGCCAAAUAUCUGAGGAGUGCCAGUCAGGAUCUGAACUUCAUUCAAUACCACAAUCUUGAUGUUCUGGCGGCGUUCGUUUCGGUUAUUGGAUUGACUGUUAUUUUCGUCUUUCUAUUGGUUCGGUUUUUGUUUAUUUAUAUAAGAGGCAGUCUCUUAAAAUCCAAGAGCUCAAAGCUGAAAGUUAACUAGUUUAUAAUUAAAUAUUUUAUUGUAUG